This is a messenger RNA of Leptosia nina, 594 nucleotides long. The record is from the annotation of a GenBank genome assembly. Lineage: Eukaryota; Metazoa; Arthropoda; Insecta; Lepidoptera; Pieridae.
AUGCCGUCGCGUGUUUUUUAUGUGGUCCUAUACAUAACAGUUUGUCUCAACUCUUCAUCAGCAAGCAACGAUGAAGCGAGGGAUUUCUUCGAGGAAAUGGAUAGAAUUCCGAAUUCUAAUAGAGUGAUUAAUGCUAUCCUGGAUAGGCUCGAGAGGAACCAACAUGUGGCAGCCAGAUUCAGGCAACGGCAGGCUGAGGAAGACUGCGAUCAUUCUUCAGAGGCUCUUCCAGAAUAUACAGAAACAAUAGAACCGACACGAGAAAGAGAAAUGCGCCAGCUGAACGUUAAAAAACAUUACCCCAUAUGUCACUUUGAUAGAAAGAUACAGAGGCUAAACACUUUGGAUUAUGAAUACCGGCCAGCGUACUACGAAGAAAUACAAUGUCUUCAUUCAGAUUUCGAGAAUACAAGAGAUUCCAAUGAGAUAUGUUCUAGCAUCGGCUUUACUUGCGUACAAUGGAACAAAACAAUACAUUUGACAAGGAAACGGUACAACAGCCACUGCUGGGAGGCUCUAACAAUGGUGAUACCAGCUGGCUGUGAAUGCAUGUGGCCUGCCCAUAAACUAGGAGAUAUAACUCUGCAUGCCUAA